This is a messenger RNA of Colletotrichum spaethianum, 921 nucleotides long. RefSeq lists its product as uncharacterized. The coding region runs from base 1 to 921 and encodes 306 amino acids. The transcript has 2 exons. NCBI's taxonomy places the organism in Eukaryota, Fungi, Ascomycota, Sordariomycetes, Glomerellales, Glomerellaceae. The record is from RefSeq and is a predicted model, not a curated record.
AUGCUUCCAAUCAAGAAAGUUGCAGUCCUUGGUGGGACCGGGGCGUUGGGAGAAGCACUCAUACCCGCUCUAGUACAAGCCGAUUUUGAGGUGACAUGCAUCACCCGUACUGGGAGCGGAGGCACAAUCCCUCCAGGCGUGAGCAUCAAAACAGCCGACUACACCGAUGUCGCAGCCCUCACAGCAGCUUUCAAGGACCAUGAUGCCGUUGUCGAAGCCUUCAACCCCGCUGCAGCAACUAAUCAGACACACAUUCUAAAGGCUGUCCUCGCUGCAGGGGUGAGACACAUCAUCACACCUGACUUUAGCGGCAACACGUUCCACCCCAACGCAAAGGAGAUCAUCAUCUUCAACCCGAAGCUUACUGCUCAGCAAGUGCUUGAGCGAGUUGUUGCAGAGUCUCAGGGGAAACUUACAUGGACGGCCAUCAUCUCUGGUCCAUGGUACGAUUGGACUAUCGAAAAGGGUAUAUUCUGGAUCAACAGAGAGAAACGUACAAUUACGCGUUACGGCACAGGCGACCAGAAGUACAGCAUAAGUCGCCACGCCCUGAAUGGCGAGGCAUUAGUCGCUGUCCUGAGCGAUCAUGAGAAGUAUCGCAAUCGGCCCGCAUACUUUGCCAGCCACACCGUAUCCACCAACCAGCUCAUUGUUAUGGUCGACAAAUUGGGAUUGACGGGUUGGAAAGUUGUCGAUGUACCGUUCGACGGAUUCUCGGACAGAGCACAUGCAAUGUGGCAAGAAGAUACAGAGAAGGGUGUUGAGGACAGGCUGAACUCCAGGGCAUAUGAGGCUCUUGCUACCGUUGCUCUUUUGGACGAGAAUAACCGCUAUGGCUCCGACUUUGGGGACAAAGUAGAAGCCGGGUGGGAUGAAGGAGAGGAGGUACUCAUGAAAAUGUUGAAAACACUGCUCGACUAG